Messenger RNA from Closterium sp. Yama58-4, 3282 nucleotides. The record is from the annotation of a GenBank genome assembly. NCBI's taxonomy places the organism in Eukaryota, Viridiplantae, Streptophyta, Zygnematophyceae, Desmidiales, Closteriaceae.
AUGGCAGGGAUCGGCACGGGGAGCGGGUCCCCUGUGAAACCUCGUGGGUGGACCAUGACUUCCCACCCCCAUGAUCAUGAUGCUGCGCAAGCUGAUGAGGAUGCAGAUGCUCAUGCUGCGGCUGAUAGCAUGGGUGAUAAUGAUGGCGAUCCUGUUGGGUAUGGUGACGACGAUGGGGUUGACGACUUGGGCCGGCACCACCACAAGGGCAAGGCUCACGAUGGCGGAAAGGCUGGAGUUACCGGUAGCGCUGCUGCUAUGCGUUCGGGCGGCGCUGGUAGCAUGGCUGAUGCUGCUGUAGCUGCUACUGCCGGCGGCAGUGGCAGCGUUGCUAAUGCUGCUGAUGCGGCUGCGGAUGGUUCAGAAGGUGGGGUUGGGGUUGUAGGCAAGGGGGGGGAGCGGUUUUGGGAGAGACCGGGGGAGGGGGGAGAGGCGGAGGGAGCAGGGGCGGAGGGGGCUGGAAGAGGGGGGAAAAGGGCGGAGCGGACGGGAGAUGUGCGCGGUGGUGGGGAGAAGGGGCAGCUGUCGGUGCUGCUGGCGAGCGGAGGGUUUUGGGGAGCGGAAGAGGAGGAGGAGGAGGAAGAGGAGGUUGGGGCAGGGGAGGAGGGGAGUGAACGAGCGAGAGUAAGACGAAGAGCAGGCAUUGGAGGGACGGCAGGUGAUGGUGGGGAAAUGGGAGAGGGUGGGGAUGGGGAAGAGGGAGGGCAGGACGGAGGGGAAGGAGGGGCGGGGAAGAGAAGAAGGCACGAGUGGGAGCAGGACGAAACGAACGGGGGACGACACGAGGGGGGGUAUCGCGGGAGAGGGGGCAGGGGCGGCGGAAGGGGCGGGCGGGACGACUGGCGCGGGAGAGGAAGAGGGGGCGGGGGAGGCGGAGGCGGAGGGGGGGGUCAUAGACGGCGCAUGGAAGCGGGACCCUCGCGCGUGUCCGUACCUUGCAAGUUCUAUUUGGGUGGGCGCUGCAGCAAGGGAGCGUCUUGCCCCUUCCCCCACACAGGCGUUCCGCGGACCAAGAACGAGCCGUGCAAGUUCCAUGUAACGAAUUCGUGCCUUAAGGGGGAUGAGUGCCCGUUCUCCCACGACUUGGCGCGCUUCCCCUGCAAGUACUUCCACGUGGGCACGGGGUGCUUGGACGGGGAGAGGUGCAGAUUCUCCCAUGGGAGUGCCGAGGAGAGGGAGUUGGUGCGGCUGAGAGAGAUUUGGCAGAGGGACAGGCCUAGGGGCGCGGCGGGGGAGAGGCAGGGGUUCAGAGAGGUGGAGAGGGGGAAGGAGGGGUUCAGGGAUGGGGUUGGGGGAGCGGGCGGGAGAAGGAUGGCUGGUGCUGGUGGCAGUGUGGGGGUUGGUGGCGUUAGUGGUGCUGGUGCUGCUGGUGCUGGUGCUGGUGGUACCGCUGUUGGUGGUGUUGCUGCCGAUCUUCCUGUUGGUGGUCGGGCAGGGAGGGGAACAUGGAUGGUUAAGGUUGAGGGCAGCGCGGACAGGGGGGAGAGGCUGGGCGGGAUGGGAUCAGAUGGGCGGAAGGCUGGGGGCAUGGGGGCAGAUGCGCGGGCGGAUGGGGGCAUGGGCCAAGAUGGGCGGAAGGAAGGGGGCAUGAUUGGAGACGGGCAGAAAGAAGGCGAGGAAUGCACGGAUCAGCGGGGUGGUGAUGGGAGAGGGAAGGAGGGCGGAUUGGGUGCUGUUUUGGGCAGCAGGGCGAAUGAGGAGGAGGACGACGAGGAGGAGGAUGACGAUGAGGAAGAAGGCAGUGCCCUGGAUCCCUAUGGUGCUGCUGGGUCAGGGCCAGGCACCCAUCCAUAUGGGGCUCAUGGGGGCGACACAGACCCAUACGGGGCUCAUACGGGCAGCACAGACCCAUACGGGGCUAGCGGGGGUGAUGCAGACCCGUAUGGUGUUGGUGGGGGAGGGCCAGGGGCAGCAUCAGCAUCGGUGCAUGAUUUUCUGGCACGGGCAGCUGAGUUCUUUGCCGAUGGGGGGUCGGGAGGAGAGGGGGAUGCGGAUGCGCCUAUGUAUGGCAGGAUGGAGUAUAUUGGGGAGGCGGGUGGGGGAGGUGGGCCACGAUAUGCGCCUGACUAUGCAGCAGAUGGGGAUAGAGCUUCGUAUGCACCUGAUUAUGCUGGAGAUGGGGAGUUAGCAGCCGGUGGGGUGAAUGUCUUAUAUGCGCCUGAUUAUGCUGGAGGGGAGGGUGUACCCCGAUACAGCAGCACGGGGUAUGAGGGCGAAGCAGGAGGGUAUAAGGCAGCGCACGAUCUUUACUCUUGGAAACAUGCUAAAGAGGAGGCGAGGGAGGAAGAGGAGGAGGAGGAAGAGGAGAAGCAGCAGGAGGGUAAUGUGGGGCGAGAAAUUGCAGCCAUUGGGGAGGUUGAGAAGAGGUCAACAGGGAUUACAGAGGCGUUGGCUUAUAGGAAGAAUGGAAUAUUCAGUAGCGAGGAUGCUGGUUCUGAGAGGACGGGCCGAGCGAGAGCGAAUGUUGCAUCGCUAUUGAGCCAAGUGCUAGAUAACGAAGCACACGGCGACGACGCGGAGGAGGAUUGGCCGGAGAACGGCCAGGACGAUAGCGCUUCGGGCGACGAAUUAAGUCCUGCCGACAUUGAGGAGGACGAAUGGUGGAAUCAGCCGGUCGGGAGCGACGACGAGGUGGAAGAGUGGCGGGCUGGUGAUUCUGACAACGACGGAGGUGACGAAGCUGACGGUGACAACGCGGAGGCACAGGAAGCGGCGGUGGAUGCUAACGAGCGUGCCGACGAGGCGGACGCGGUGGCGGAGGCGGAAGGCUCCAACGACGACCCGUGGGGCCUUGGGACAGACGACGACGUUCCGCUACUGAAGCGGAGGCUGCGCCAUCGCCUACAGUCCACGACGAAGCGCACCUGCGUGGUGCUCUCUGACGACGACAGUCCCGGGGAGGAGCGUCGGCCGAUACUCACCGCCGCGGAGAAGGGAAAGGCAAAGGUCGUGGAAACCCCUGCUAAGUCCCCUGCUAAGGCCCCUGCUCGUCGCCGCACAAGCAACAAGAAGCGCAAGGACGACAGAGACCCAGGAUCCAGCAAGGGUGUGGUUAAGAAAAAGGCGAAGAAGGCGCCGAAUCCUGACGACAUCAUCGUGAACGAGGCGUUGGGCAGCGACGAUGAGUACGCGGCGGCGGCGGCCCCGAUUCCCACGUUCCCUGAGAAGGUCACGCCGAAGGACCCCACCCUCCAUAUUCCCAACACCCGCCCACCUUCCCCUCGCAGCAAAGACACUACGAAGAAGCGCCGCGGAUGGACCGUGCGUGAGAAGCUUAAGUGA